This is a messenger RNA of Nanorana parkeri, 498 nucleotides long. Its product is annotated as phospholipase A2 homolog otoconin-22-like. The record is from RefSeq and is a predicted model, not a curated record. The transcript has 4 exons. Gene Ontology annotation, molecular function: phospholipid binding; calcium ion binding. Bases 4 to 447 code for a protein of 147 amino acids. Gene Ontology annotation, biological process: arachidonate secretion; phospholipid metabolic process; lipid catabolic process. NCBI's taxonomy places the organism in Eukaryota, Metazoa, Chordata, Amphibia, Anura, Dicroglossidae.
AAGAUGACCAGGUGUCUUGUUCUGGGACUGGCAGUGACAUGCAUCAUUGCCUUAGUCACUAGCACCCCAGCACAAUUCGAUGAAAUGAUUAAAGUGACCACCAUCAUUUAUGGCCUAGCUAACUUCACUGAUUAUGGCUGCCACUGUGGAGCCAACACUGGAGGAAGACCCGUGGAUGCCAUUGACUGGUGCUGCCAUGAACAGGCCUGCUGCCACAACGAGGCUGAAAUGAGAGGAUGCAACCCUCUGACGCAGACAUAUCUCUUCUAUACCGAAGAACAGCAGAAGGUUAAAUGCAUGAAAGCUCGUGAUCGCUGCGAGAAGCUGGUCUGUGAGUGUGACGAAAAGGCUGCAAAUUGUUUCCGGAAGGAGCUGGAGGAUUAUAACGUAUAUUUCCGAAACUUCACAGCCCUUGGAGUGUGCCGAGGACCCAGGCCUUUCUGCUAGUGAAAACACAGACUCCUCCUGACUUGUAGAAAUUAGGGCAUAUAGCUUGCU